This is a messenger RNA of Adelges cooleyi (spruce gall adelgid), 1251 nucleotides long. RefSeq lists its product as uncharacterized. The coding region runs from base 1 to 1194 and encodes 397 amino acids. Gene Ontology annotation, cellular component: plasma membrane. Gene Ontology annotation, biological process: sensory perception of smell; detection of chemical stimulus involved in sensory perception of smell. NCBI's taxonomy places the organism in Eukaryota, Metazoa, Arthropoda, Insecta, Hemiptera, Adelgidae. The record is from RefSeq and is a predicted model, not a curated record. Gene Ontology annotation, molecular function: odorant binding; olfactory receptor activity. The transcript has 7 exons.
AUGAGUUAUCUCGAAUUACAGGUGAACGUUCUCAAAUGGAUCGGUAUAUUCCCACCCGCGAAACCAUCUUCGUCCCCGACUCUCUGCCGGGCUUACACGGGCUACCGCAUACUGUUCAUCUCGAUUGUCUCGAUAUUUGCAUUUGCCACAACCGUACAGCUGUUGGUGGCCCCCGACCUGACAAUGGUCGCCCGCACCAUCGACUUGUGGACCAUGUUCGUCUCUGGCAUCUUCAAGUGGUAUUGCAUGGUCAGAAGUAGCGACGACUUCAUGGAGUUCAACACCAACCUGAUGGCAAUCCAGACCCAAGGGCUGAUAUCGUAUGGCAGGAGAGCUCAACGGUUCACCGCCGAUUACAUGGAGCCGGUCAGACAGACCACGGUCAUCUAUCUACUGUGUGGCCUCUGCGCCGAUCUAUUAUUGACGAUAAAUCCUUUGCUGAAUUAUCCUCAAAACGGCCGAUCGGAUUUGGUUUAUUUCAACGACCCCAAAAGCUAUCCUAUAUGCGUCUGGAUGCCGUUCACGGUAAAAGAGCGUUGGGUUUUCAACGGUAUCUUCUUCUUGCAUGCCCUUGCGUUGGUAGGCAUAACCAACGUCUACUUAGGCAUUGAUUCAUUCAUGUUUUGCGCCGUGUACUCAGUGGGCGGUCAAAUCGAAUUGCUUAACGCGUCGUUGGACAACAUUGAAAAGGCAUUAGUCUCUGAUGGAGACGACCAAAAAUCAGCUAUGAAAUUCGAAAAAGAUCAACAAAAUCAAUUGAGUUCUAUGAUUGUGUAUAUAAGAAAACUAAGAGUUAUGUUCAGCUUGCCCAUACUUGUCGAUUAUCUGCACGGAAUAACAUCUUUGACGUUUGCCAUGUUUCAAACGACAAUAAGUGUAGGCGUCAGCGAAAAGAUUGCUCUAAUUUGUUUCAUAGCUGUGAGUCUUGGACAUCAGUUUCUCAACAAUUUCUUCGGCGAAUACCUCAUCCAAAAGCAAAUGAGUGUAAGGACUUCACUUUACAACGUACCUUGGUGGCGAGCCGAUAAGCAAGUUCGUGGGUUGUUAACGUUGAUGAUCGCCAGAUCGAACGAACAGACAUCAAUAAACGGAUUCUACAUGUACAAAUUGUGCUUUAAAUCGUUUAUUGCUUUCGUCAAAGCCCUUUACACUUAUUACAUGGUAUUGAGGCAACUGCAUCAAACUGAGCCUUAGCAAUAAGCAUAAAUAAGACUAGAAGAAAUCUGGAAUUAGUGUUCUGACCAUACCAAC